AUGGGCAAGCAGAAGAGCGCACUCCGAGAGCGUCUCACACGCGCUAUCACCGGGCCACCACAAAUCCCGGUGAGCAGACGCCCUUUCAAGGCCACGGCACGACCGCUACCACCGAGGCAUCCGGACUCUCCAGGAACCGGUCCACCGCCUGCCACUGGCCAGGAAGCAACGCCGCCACCGACACACGAGGUACGACGACCGGCGACCAUCCGCCAGCGGACCACCCGUUCACGACAGGAGCGCCUGUACGAGCCGGCCCCCACCAACACGGCCACCGCUUGCCAAGCCGCGCUCCUGGCCACGUUCGGAUCGACGCUGUCCGACCUCGACGAUGACAACGACGACCACAACAGCGUGGUGACCACCGCACCCGAGGGGCCUAUAACGUCCGCACAGACCCCUAUGCCGGACAUUGCGUCGUUGACGAUCGCGGGGCCCGGUUCGUCUCCGCCGGGAACAGCAUCCCCAGUGGCACCGCCGCCCACAACACUGCCGACGCCGCCGCCAACACCACGGCUCACACCACCGUCAACACCGCUGCCGAUGACGCCCGUGCCGCCGCAGCCAGCGCUCCUGCCGAUAACGCCAGCACCGCCGUCAACGCCACCCGCUCCACUACCAGCUCCGGGGUAUUUCACCGGACCCCCGCCGCCGGAAAGCACCCCAGCAACGCCACCGCCACCCGGACCACCGGUCCCGCCAGCCGUCGCCAUCCCCGAGGGACCCUUCCCUGAGGACGCCCUCCGCACCGUGCCGUGGGACCGCAUCCGCCCGGGACAAAGGUACCGUCACCACGUGCACGGGCGAAAAAUUGUCAUCCGGCGCCGCCGCGACGGUUCGUGGCUAUUAAAACAAAGGCUUGUUAUUGUAUAUAAGGACAGGGUCUGCCGAGGGGGAGGUGUAACGAGCCGUUCCUCCACUACCGCUUGA
Molecule: messenger RNA, 930 nt
Organism: Monomorium pharaonis (pharaoh ant)
Lineage: Eukaryota; Metazoa; Arthropoda; Insecta; Hymenoptera; Formicidae
Product: wiskott-Aldrich syndrome protein family member 2-like
Exons: 1
Coding region: 1-930 (309 amino acids)
Source: RefSeq, a predicted model, not a curated record